ACUUUAUAGUGUUCUUCGAUAAUGAAUUGAUUGUUAUAUCAAAUUUUGAGAAUUUCAUUUUCCGAAACAACAAUAGUUCGGGAAUUUAGAACAAAAUUAUAACAUUGUUUUUAUUUAUUAGUUCAUAGAUUUUGAGUUAAAAUUUUCGUUCAACCAACUUGAUCGAUCAAUGGAUGGACCCACUAGCUCAUCAAAUGAUAUCAUCAUAAUCAACAUUGUUUUUCUCUCUUCUGGAUAUUUAUUGUGAUAAAUUUUACAAAUUAUGAAUGAAUGAAAUGACUUUAAAGUCAACUGUGUCAUCAUCAUCAUAACCUAAGUGAUUUUGAUUCAAUCAAUUAUUCGUACUUGAAAAGAAAAUUUUUGAAAAAAAAUUGUUGCGAUUAUUUCAUUAUAUUAAAUGUCUACUAUGAGCAAUGUGAACACACCAUCAACAUUUCCAUCAUCAGCAUCAAUGACAAUGACAAAUAAAAAUGAAAUUGAUUAUCAAACAAACAUGAACGGAAUAAAUACGGCUAGCAACAAUAAUAAUGGCUAUGAAUCAUCGUCAUCUAAUAAUAAUACAAAAAAUGACACAAAUAUUGAUUUUGCAAAUAAUAAUUCAGCUACAACUGCUGGUGGUGAUUCUGCUAAUGCUUUAACAUCAGCUACAACUACUACUGCAACGACAUCCAAUAAUAAUCCAACAUCAUCAAGUGGUUCAAACAACAAUGAUAAUUCAUCCAACAACAACAACAAUAAUAACCAACAAGAUGAUGUAUGUAGAGAUUAUCUACGUAAUGUUUGCCGUCGUGGUAAAUCAUGCCGUUAUAAACAUCCAGAUAUUAAUGAUAGCGAAAUGAUGAAAAAUAAAGAUCCAUACGUAUUCUGUCAUGAUUUUCAGAAUCGUGAAUGUCGUAGAGAUAAUUGUCGAUUUUUACAUUGUACUAAACAAGAAGAAGAAAUAUAUCGUAAUACCGGAAAAUUACCACCACAUAUACAGGCUCAAUAUCCACCAGAUGAACGUAAUAUUGCUCCAGUUUGCAAAGAUUUUCUUAACAAUACAUGUCGUCGUGGUCCACGAUGUAAAUAUCGUCAUCCAUUACCGAUGAAUGAUUCUUUUCAUCAAUAUGGUCAUCAUCAUCAUCAACAACAACCACUUCAUCAUUCAUCAUCACCAUCAAAUCCUGUGGCACGUAUUGGAAAUCAAUUCAAUGGCCGUGGCGGUGGUGGUAAUUAUCCUAAUUCACAUAUGGCCGAUUAUCCAACACAUUAUAGUCGAGCUGGAUCCAAUAGUGGUACAAUGAUGCCUUCAAAUUAUGGAUCAUAUGAUGCUUAUGCCGAUACAACGCCUCAAAAUAAACGUAAACGUUAUGAUCCUCAAUCAUCGAUGUAUCAUCAUGAAAAUAAUGGUCCAUAUUCGGGAGCUUAUCAGGAGCCACCACCCCCUCCACCACCACCACCAUCUGGAAAUGUUCGCAAUACUUAUGGAGGUGGUAAUUCAAUGCAUGACACACCUUAUGGUGCUAGUGGUGGUGCAGGUGGUUAUCCAAACUCACAGCCACCACGUUCACAACAACCACCAACGAUCGAUUCAUCAAGAUCAUAUCUGGAGGAAGAAAAUGCGGCAUUACGACGACGUAUUGAUGAUCUAAAGAAACAGGUGCAAGAUUUAUUGUCCACCAAUGAAUAUUUGAUGGAACAAAUGAAUCAGAUACGUGCAUCUGGACAGGCGGCCGUAGCAGCAGCAUGUGGUGCACCACAUGGAUCAACAUCAGUCGCAUCAUUACAACCACAACCAACGCCUGGUUCAGUACAGUCGACCGCACCGAUUGGUAUGUCUGCACCGAUAACCUUACAAGCACCGGCACAAGCAGCCGUUGCAAUUGGUCCAUUACCACCAGUUUCAAUUGUAUCAUCGAUAGCAUCGAUUUCAUUGCCAACCGUAUCGGCACCUGUAACAUUGGUACCGAAUAGUUCGGCAGCCGCCUAUACACCAUCGAUGGCAACAAUGCAUUCUUCAAAUCCGUGGCCUUUAGGUGUCGAUCAAUUACUGAAGAAUGAUCUUUAACAAAACAAUUUCUGUAUGGCUUUAUCCAACUAUAUCACGCCAUUUCCAUCAAUUCAUUAUUAACACCAUUGCAUAACCGAUAUAUUGCAAAUCAUCAUCAUCAUCAUUUAUUAUUAUUAUUGAAAUAUAUUAAUCACUCAAAAUUCAUCCAUUAUCAACCAAAAAAAAAAAAAAAGAAAAGAAAACGAAACAAACAUUCAAAAAAAUCAUUCAACCAUCCAUCAUAUAUAUUCAUUAAUUCAUUUAAGAAAAUAAAAACAAAACAAGUACCAAGAAAUAUACUAUAUUAUCUGACAUAUUAUGAUGAUAAUCCAUAGCGAUAUUCAUAAUUUAUAAUUCAUAUCAUCAAUUGUUGCUUAUUAUUAUUUUUUGAAUUAUUUAGUAAAAGUCUACUAUUACUCUUUCAAGGCAAAUACCCACAUGCACACAUACCAUAAUUAAUUCAUUCUAAUCAAUUGAUUGUUUUUCCCAUACAUACACACAAACACACAGUGAACAGUCAGAAAAGCAUAAGAGAAUAUGGAAAAACCCCCUAAAACACACACACAGAUAACCUUGUUUGUUUGAUUACUUAACUAUUCACAUAGGGUUUUAUUUUUUUUUUUUU
Messenger RNA from Dermatophagoides farinae (American house dust mite), 2654 nucleotides. RefSeq lists its product as uncharacterized. Gene Ontology annotation, molecular function: metal ion binding; RNA binding. Gene Ontology annotation, biological process: regulation of RNA splicing. The record is from RefSeq and is a predicted model, not a curated record. NCBI's taxonomy places the organism in Eukaryota, Metazoa, Arthropoda, Arachnida, Sarcoptiformes, Pyroglyphidae.